AUGGAAGUAGUGUGGUCCAACAACCAGGUUUCGAUGCUCAUAGAGCUUUACCAACAGCGUAAUAUACUUUGGGAUGCUUCAAAUAAAGAUUAUAAAGAUAAAUUAAAAAAAAAUGAUGCUUGGGCCGACAUUGCUGCAGAAUUGAAUAUGUCGCAAAAGGAAGCGGAAACAAAGAUGCAUAUUCUACGCUCACAAUUUUCUCGUGAAAAGAAAAAACUUAAGUCAUCAAAAAGAACUGGAAGCGGUGCCGAGGAAGUGAUUAAAAGCAGAUGGCAGUGGUAUGAUCCGCUACAAUUUUUAUUACGUGGUGCAACGACAUCUGGAACAUCGGAUACAAUGGGAACGGAUGGCAGUGCCUCAACGCAGCCGUCAAAUACACCGCCAACUAUGCCGCCGCCACCGCCAACAUCACAACUGCCACUGCCACCGCCGCCACCGCCACCGCCACUUCCACAGUCAAACAACUCCAAAAAGAGGAAGUGUGACGAGAAUCUCAAUGAAAUGUAUGAAAUUAUGAAAAGUGCCAAAAAGAAGAUGGAGGAACCUAAAGACGAAUUUGAAAUUUAUGGCCAGUAUGUGGCAUCUGAAUUGAAAAAUGUGAAAAACCAAAGAGCACUGUUACAGGCCAAGUAUUACAUAAAUAAUAUAUUGCUACAAGCGAGAAUGGGCAAUUUCGAUAGUAAAUAUUUUGGUGGAUAUCAAGGCUAUGGAGAUGGAUGGCUCGGCUAUGGCGACGGAUACCGCACCACAUCAUCAACGUCGACAUAUGCUGAUGCAUCUACACCAACGCAGACACCAGAACCCCAAGUCCAUACUGCUACUGGUGACGAGUUGCGCUUUAGUAAUCUUGACGAAAUAGUUUCCCAGUUGGAAGAUGACACACAAUAA
Spodoptera litura is the source of this 888-nucleotide messenger RNA. Lineage: Eukaryota; Metazoa; Arthropoda; Insecta; Lepidoptera; Noctuidae. The record is from RefSeq and is a predicted model, not a curated record.